This is a messenger RNA of Larimichthys crocea (large yellow croaker), 3266 nucleotides long. RefSeq lists its product as uncharacterized. Lineage: Eukaryota; Metazoa; Chordata; Actinopteri; Sciaenidae. The record is from RefSeq and is a predicted model, not a curated record. The transcript is spliced from 5 exons. Bases 1626 to 2336 code for a protein of 236 amino acids.
UCACCUGCUGGAUUCACACAGUUACACCAAUACCGAUAAUUCAAACAUGUUUACCACAGUAAACAUAAAUCAAAUUGUACAAUAUCUACUUUGACGCACCUUUUUCUGCUGAAUAGCAAGUUUAAGUAGGCCUGUUUUAAGGUGACUGUUUCGCUUUGCUGCUGCUCCUUGAAGUGUAUUUAAUAAGUUUUGUGUAAAUAUAGAUUAUAGAUCAUUUUUAUGUUUGAUUUGAAAGGAGCUUGUUCACUGCAUUAUACUGUCUAAUAAAUGUGAUGACUGGAAUCUAUUUUCUUGUCAUUAAAACAGAUUUAAAAGUUUCUCUUGUUCAUUUGUCAGUUCUAUUUAAAGCAGACUUCCCCUGUGUAUCCUCAUGACGCACAUUACUUAACUCUACACCGCUAUGGUAUUUAAAAACACCUAACAUCUAGACUGGCUACUUCCUGCGUUAACUUCCUGUCCUCACUCAGAUCGACCGUGCAGCUUUUUUCUUCUCUUCACCUCAUUCUCAGUCCUGCACACAGAAACUUUUGAAAAGGGACUACUGAGCAUAAGCUAUUUAUCCAACCUCAGCAAAUAAACCCUCAAUAUCCACUCCUAUUUCUAUUUACUUGGGGUUACCUCAAUUACCUCAUUGUCACUGUUGAUAUUUUUUUUACUUAACGAGACUAAUUGACAGUAAACAAAAACUUGUUGAAACACUUAUGAAACCGCAAUGACACAAUAAAAUUAAACCAGCAAACCAAAUUGAGGCUUUAUGAGCCCUCAUGGUAAGUUAUUUCUGAUCUGUCUAAGCUGCUCUGCACAAAUGAUAUCCAGAUUUCUCCAGCUAUGGAAACCUCACGCUGAAACCAGUAACUAAUUAUCUGAAGGUGAUGCGUAAACAUUAAUAUUCACAUUUAUUUUUAAGAUAAUAUAAUUAAAUCAAUAAUAAUACUGCUGAGGAGGAUUACAGUGAGCAGGUUGGGGUGUAGUGGGAGCAUGCAUGCUCAUGUAGAGCCUUAUAUGCCAUACGCAGGAUUUUAAAGUGAACUCUAUGGGCAACUGGUAGCCAGUAAAGAUGCGUCCGCAAGGGUGUUAUGUGGCUUGUGGAGCUCUGUCCUCUUGCUAUUUAGUUUUUUCAGGUAGUCAUUUGUCAUCCACAGAUUGAUAUCAUGAAGAUAGGUCAUGAUCGCAGCUGGAGGAAGUAAGGCAGUAGGUUUGGUAGACAUAUAAAGUUGGGUGUCAUCAGCAUAACGGUGAAACUGAACACCAUGUUGCCUGAGGAUACUUCCAAUUCGGAGGAGAUGGGAAAAAGUCCUGUCGAAAAUAAAAUGAAAUUUAGUUUUUGAGCCUCCUCAGGCAAAGUUACAUUUGAUGCUUCAUUUAAUUUGAAAGAGAAAUAAAUAAAUAAAGCAGAAAUAAAGCAUGUCACCCUGACUGAGUUAGUCAUAAGUCACCCACAGAGUCUUAACUUGAAGGUCAUGUCUUGUGCUUCCUUUUUAAGACACGUAGCGAUCAGCUCAUACACUUAUAAGGUAUUCUGUGUAUUUUGGGGAUUAGGUAGCAAAAGGCGUGCACCACUGAUGAUCUUCCUCUCAUAAGUAUAGUUGUGUACUGAGAGGCAGCACUGUUCAGACUCUGCGAUCAUGGAUCAGUGGAUACUCUGGCUUCUUCUGCUUCUGCCACUGGGUUUGUGCAUCGACUCUGAAGUCACUCUUGUGAAAACCAUUGGCGGAGGACCAGACAUCACUCCGGUAUGCACCAAAGAAGCACUGAGUAACUUCGAAGUCUUGUGUAAGAUCAGCACAGAGAGGACAAGAGGGAAAAACUGUCGCCUGAGGUAUCAACAUGAAUGGGGCGUCGUGAACAUAUGUGACUCCAGGUUCACGCUCACAACCAAGAAUCAGACAGUUUUUCUCCACCUGACCAGUUUAACACCAGGGGAUAGUGGGAACUACACCUGUGAGUGUUCACAUACUAAGGGAAGACAUGUUCUCCACCUCAGUGUCACAGUAGAAGUGCAGUCGAGCAGCAGUCUUUCCUGGAUAUCCAUCAUUGUGAUCUGUGUGCCUGGAGUUAUCCUUGGACUCAUCCUGAGAAGAAAACGCUGCAAAGGUGAUACGAGGUCAGAAGAGUUCUCUGCCUGUGAAAUCCCCGGUUCUUUCGACCAAGAUGAUCCAGAUGACCUCUAUGAUAGUCUUGAGCAACCUGCAAGUGAUGUCUACGAGAGCUUCUCAACACAUAUUGAAGAUGACGGCAAGAAAAAUUCAGCCAGCGACAAUAUAGAGACAGCUGAUUUAAAACAGGAAGUGGAUGAAAAGACAGAUGAAGAGUGGGAAAUCUAUGAAAACAUUUGAAACGUUUUCGGCUUUUUGAGACAAUAGAGUUUCAGUUUUUGCACUGCUUGUUAGAACUGAAACUUUUUUAUGAGCAAACGAGGCAACGUGGCUGUGAUUUGGACGAGUUCCACUAAUGACAAUAACUAGCAGAGGUCAACAAAGUCUAACAACUUAAAGAGUUGGAAAUGCUGUACUUUGCUGCCCUCUGUGGGUGAAAAGGAGUCUUUAACACAUAUAAUGUUUGACCUUUUUUCAUCCUCAUUAUUAAAAAAUAAAAUAAAAAUAGAGACAAUGUGUGUCUUAUGAAUUAUGUCUUAUAUAAACUUAUUUUCUAAAGACUCCUGAUACUUGAAUUGUUGGGAACAGGUACUGAACUGUACAAUCAUUAUUCUAUAAAAUACAUUCUGCAAAAAUGCACUCAUGCAAGACUUCUUUCGUUGCUGUAUGACCACAAAAAUGUUCUUCUACUCACUCUAAAUGUAGUCACCAUGUGACAUGGUAUCUGUUUGUUAAGCGUUCACUGGCUGUGGUCAAACUGGCCUACAUUUGUAACCAACAGACCUUUUCCACAGCAGCCAUUUUGACGCCUCCACUUAUGGCAGCAGCAUGAACCUUAAUUAGUAUCAGUGGUAACAGAGGGAAAUCGGUGUAGUUUGUUCCCUUUCAGUUGAUUGAUUUAUGACAGAAAGAUGAAUUAAAACUACACUCAGAUAUGCACCAAUGCAUCUCAAUUAUAGUUUGUAUUUUUAACUUUUUAACUCGUUCUUGUGCAUUUCAACACGUUAUUGGUUGGUUGAGGUGCAUAAAUACAUCAAAUGUUCUACAUCUGCCAGCCAAGCUGCUUUGCUUCUUUAUCCUUGAGCUAUUUCACUGCCAACUGGCCUGUCAUUGGGGUGGUUGCUGAAAGCUCUAUAGCAGCACUUCCUUUUUACUUUCUGAGAACUAAGA